Molecule: messenger RNA, 1713 nt
Organism: Adineta ricciae
Lineage: Eukaryota; Metazoa; Rotifera; Eurotatoria; Adinetida; Adinetidae
Source: the annotation of a GenBank genome assembly
AUGACUGAUUUUAAACGAUUACAAAUUGAACGUCCUAUUGAUGAUGGGCAAGCAUUAACUGAUGAUGAUAUUUAUUGGGGACCAUUAUCGAAUUCUCAUCCAACAACACUUCGUGAAUAUGGACCAGUAACAACUAUUGAUAUAUCUCCAACGCGUCAACAAUGGAUUUCAGUCACAGAUUCGACACGUGUUCAAAUCUAUUCACCAGAUUCAUUAUCACUCGUUCGAUCAUUCUAUUCAUUUAAAGAUACUGCCUACUGUGGAACAUUUCGUUCAGAUGGUCGGUUGAUCUGUGCUGGAUCAAAAGAUGGAAUUGUUCGUGUAUUUGAUUUUGAAACACGUACUCAACUACGUCAUUUUAAAGAACAUCAAGGUUCACCUGUUCAUUGCACACAUUUCUCUCGUGAUAAGACAUACAUCUUCACUGGUAGUGACGAUCGAACUGUUCGAGUAUUUGAUCUCGCGACAGAAAAGCAAUUGUCACGUUUUGAUCAUGUUCAUACGGAUUAUGUUCGAGCAUUGACGCCAGGUUCAGCAACGAAUCCUCAUUUAUUGUUAAGUGGAAGUUAUGAUCGUUCAAUGAAACUGAUUGAUCGACGUAUGUCAAAUAGUGAUAAUAUUCUGAUGAAAUUUGACCAUGGAGAUCAAAUUGAAUCGGUAUUAAUGUAUGCAAAUGAAACGCUCGCAAUAACAGCUGGUGGUCUUUAUUUGAAAGUUUGGGAUUUGUUGGGUGGCGGUCGUCUGUUAGCGUCACUCUCCAAUCAUCACAAAGCGAUUCUAUGCACAGGAUUUACAAGUGAACAGCACUAUCUCUUGUCCGGAGGUCUUGACCGUCAUGUGAAAAUUUAUGAUGCAUCAACAUUUCGUGUUGUUCAUACGAUAACUUAUCCGGAUGCCGUUCUUUCACUGGGAAUGAUUGGUCCCAAUGAUCGGGCAUUAUGUGUCGGUAUGCCCGGUGGUUUAUGGUCAGUGAAACGACGUGAUGGUAAACAGCAGAUGUCGAGUUCAUCAUCGGCGAUCUCAAUGAAUAAUAGUUAUGACUCGAUUCGAAAUGAAACGAAUGGUGAAAUGAUGUCAUCAACCAAUUCAUUAGUACCCAUCGAUGAUGAAUCAACGAAUGAUACAAAAUCAACUGCUUCAUCUGGUUCGAGAAAAACCAAAUCAAGACGACGAUUUUUUCCAUCAGGUAUUGUAACACCAACAACAACGGAUGCAGUUGCUACUGCAAAUCGCCGUCCACGCCUGGCUCCAUACGAUAAUUACCUACGAAAAUUUCGUGCAUCAGCUGCCUUGGAUGCAGCUUUUACAUCAGCGAUAAAACGCCGUCAACCGGACAUUGUUUUAGCUUUAUUCAAAGAACUAUCACGUCGUCAAAUGUUAAAACAAGCUUUAGCUGGUCGUGAUGACCUCUCUCUAUUGAAAAUUCUUCGUUAUCUUCAAAAACAUAUAGCUCAUACAACUUACAUGCCCGUAUUAAUCGAAGUGGCACAUUUGCUGUCUCAUCUCUACGAUUUUUCAUCAUUAUCGCCCUCGGAUAAGAAUAACAAGGCGAUGGAGAAACUAAAACGAACGAUUCAUGACGAAUUACAAUUUCAAUCAGAAUUAAUGAAAACCAAAGGUGCUAUUGAGAUUAUUCUCGCUGCUGCAUCCGCUUCAACCUUAGUAGAAAACGAAUCGUUUUCUACAAACAAUACGGUGGUUUCAACAUUGUGA